CUUAAAAAGAUCAUUAAACCUCCAGAAAUCCCUUCGAAGCAUGUGAGGAACUGGGUGCCCAAGGUUCUUGAUCAGAGGAGACAGGGACUCGAGCUCUAUCUCCAGACUAUAAUGAUGGAAAAUGAGGUUCUUCCAAAGAUAUUCUUGGAUUUCCUCAAUAUCCGCCAUUUCCCGUCACUGCCGAAAACUGAGAGUUGCGGAUCAUUUGAAACUGAAUCAGAGGAAUCAAGAACAAAAUCCUGUAAUAAACACUGCAUAUGCCUAUGUAUUGUUUUACAAAUACAUUUAAUGAAUGUUUCUCUAUUGUUUGCAGAUGCAUUUUCAAAUAUGGUUAUUGAAGGUGUGAUUCGUGGAAUAUUUUACCCAGACUUCCAGCCGAGGUAGAUCUCAGCACUACAGAUGACGUCACAUCAAGUUCACGGAUAAAAAGGGAUCGGUAUUACCAACACUAAAUCACACAGCACCAGUUUAACAGACUCCGUCAUUACAGCCUUAAGAGUGUAGUUUGGCAUCAGCAGUUAUUUGUUUUUGUGUCCUGUAUUUGCAGGAAUUGAGAUUUGAGUUGGUCACAAAGUAAACAUUCAUAUCAAGGUUUUGUUUAAGUACCUCCGCAUGUAUUUGCACAUCUGUCCUCGUGUCAUAUGUGAGAUCAGAAGGAUGUCUGAUCUACUGACUGUGUGUUUCUCCAAGUGAGGUGACUUGUGAAAUAAGGUGUUGGAAAAGCCUUGAACUGAACCUUUUCAUUAUGUUAUUGUAUGAACGUUAUUUUCAUUCUUUGUUUUUGAUGUGGCAAUUAUUGAUUACUAGCCAAAUUAGCAAAAAGGGAAGUACUGAAUGAGUCAAACCAGUGCAAAGCCAGUCUUACGUCAUGUUACAGCCCAAAACUGUGAAAAAGAGCUGUUGUUUAAAGUAAAAAACUUGCAUU
Molecule: messenger RNA, 925 nt
Organism: Sinocyclocheilus grahami
Lineage: Eukaryota; Metazoa; Chordata; Actinopteri; Cypriniformes; Cyprinidae
Product: sorting nexin-24-like
Exons: 4
Molecular function (GO): phosphatidylinositol phosphate binding
Source: RefSeq, a predicted model, not a curated record